AUGCGAUACCUGCAAGUCUCAGUCUUGGCCAGAUUAGGGAGAGCGAGAAAGAAAGAGAAAGAGAGAGAGAGAGAGUUGAUUCGGAAGGUUCUUCUGCUGCCCGCCUUUUGUCCAGACGUGGUCAGAUCUGCUCAUCGUCAAUGUCAUGCCACGAGACCGCCCUGGCGAACCGGGAAACCUGACUCGCCAGAUGGCAUGAAGCAUCCAAAAAGUCGGAACGUCGAGUGGGAGAAAAUGCCAGAUUUGCCUGGUUUGCGCAAUCCUUCCUCGAAUCGGGUGAAAACGGGCCAGGCUUUCAUCCAUCACAUGAUGGAGUUCAUCAAAGCAAUUAGACAAAAAGAAUGA
Molecule: messenger RNA, 345 nt
Organism: Protopolystoma xenopodis
Lineage: Eukaryota; Metazoa; Platyhelminthes; Monogenea; Polystomatidea; Polystomatidae
Source: the annotation of a GenBank genome assembly